AGGUAAUAACUACUUCUGAAUGAGCUCAAGCCUACAAUAUUUACAACUACUGUAUAUGAGACUGUAGUAAUUAAAACACUCACAAGUCUAUAUAUCAACAUACUUAGACAUACCUAUAUAUACACCGAGCCAGCAUGAGUGCCGCAGGGUCUUCCAAGGGUGGCGCACAUGCCAGAGCCGGCUCACUAGCGGUUGUCGCUGAAGAGAAGGUGGUUGAUCUUAAUCAGCAUCCUUCUGGAAUCAUACCCGAGUUGCAAAACAUUGUCUCUACAGUCAAUCUGGAUGUCAAGCUAGAUCUCAAGAAGAUAGCCCUACACGCACGCAAUGCCGAGUACAACCCGAAGCGUUUUGCGGCUGUGAUCAUGCGCAUUCGCGAGCCUAAGACAACGUCAUUGAUCUUCGCUUCUGGAAAAAUGGUCUGCACAGGUGCAAAAAGCGAAGAAAUGUCUAAGCUUGCAGCCCGAAAGUAUGCGCGGAUCAUUCAGAAACUGGGCUUUAAAGCUCGCUUUACGGAGUUCAAGAUACAAAAUAUUGUUGGGAGUUGCGACGUUAAGUUCCCCAUUCGACUUGAAGGAUUGGCGUUCACGCACGGGAAUUUCGCUUCGUAUGAACCGGAGUUGUUUCCAGGUCUAAUCUACCGUAUGAUGGAGCCUAAAAUUGUGUUGCUGAUCUUCGUAUCGGGGAAGGUCGUGUUGACGGGUGCCAAAGAACGAGAGCAAAUCUAUGAGGCAUUCGAGAAUAUAUACCCGGUAUUGACUGAGUUCAGGAAGCCCUGAAUGGACAGGCUGCUUGAUCCCCCGAAGUGCGUACUGUGCGAAUCAGUACCCUACCUGGCGCAGUCCCCACACGUUAUGUACACCUAGUUGAGUACCAAGUACUCGGCUAUACGAGUGCGCGGGUCGCCUUGUAAACACGCAUAUAUGAGGCGCAGUCCAAAGUCGCACAUAUAAUAGUAGCCUGUCUGUGGUUAGUCUUCUGUAUAUAGAAAUAGGUAUGGCCUGGCCGGCCCUAUUUUGCCUGGACUCCGGUGCCGGUGGUACACGCCACACCCGCGCUACGGCAUAUGUUGGUGGUCCGGAUAAUAUCUUGGAUUCAUAUGCGUAUCACUCUGGAGAUUUGUUCGGGUCAGACCAUUGAUAGUUUGCUGACGAGUUCAGUGGCACGCGGUAUUUGGCUUUUACACAAACAGACAGAUCCAGUACAUAGACAAUUUAGAAAGGAUGAGCCGCAUUCUCCAAGCUCCACUUACAUGUCGGUCAAUGGGAACCUAAUACAAAUGCUGGCCCAUAAAAGGGGUACAGUACAGCGAGAAAAAACCCCUCCCCGAAAGUGGCCUGUGAGACGCAGUGCCUAGAAGUUCAAGGUGCAAUGUGGUUAUUAGCACGCAUGUGUCUGCGAGGUCUCAGCAGAUAUCAUCUCCAGUCGCACGGCCACAUGACCAGCUAUCGGAUUCGCUUGAGUAUAGAAACCGUGGUGCAAUAAUCCAUGGGCGGUAGACGCUGGUAUACUGCAAAUACGCCAGAAAGAAGUACAUGAUGCGGCCUUGAGUGACAAAUAAAAUUAAAAUUAGAAUACUUGUCGAUCAAUACGAUACCUUCGUUGUACUAGCUAUAAGAGA
Sphaeroforma arctica JP610 is the source of this 1618-nucleotide messenger RNA. Its product is annotated as TATA-box-binding protein 2. Gene Ontology annotation, molecular function: RNA polymerase II general transcription initiation factor activity; DNA binding. Gene Ontology annotation, biological process: DNA-templated transcription initiation. The record is from RefSeq and is a predicted model, not a curated record. The transcript is spliced from 3 exons. NCBI's taxonomy places the organism in Eukaryota, Ichthyosporea, Ichthyophonida. Bases 135 to 776 code for a protein of 213 amino acids.